Solanum stenotomum is the source of this 576-nucleotide messenger RNA. RefSeq names its product secoisolariciresinol dehydrogenase-like. Bases 1 to 576 code for a protein of 191 amino acids. The transcript has 2 exons. Gene Ontology annotation, molecular function: oxidoreductase activity. The record is from RefSeq and is a predicted model, not a curated record. NCBI's taxonomy places the organism in Eukaryota, Viridiplantae, Streptophyta, Magnoliopsida, Solanales, Solanaceae.
AUGGCCACCUCUUCUCUACAAUCCCCAAUAGCUAAAAGGCUUGAAGGCAAGGUAGCAAUUGGAGCUGCCACAGCUAAACUUUUUGUUCAACAUGGUGCAAAGGUAACAAUUGCAGAUAUUCAAAAUGAUCUCGGAAAUUCAUUAGUAUAUGAAAUUGGUACAGAACACAUAAUGUUUGUACAUUGCAAUGUCGCGAUUGAAUCUGACAUUCAAAACGCGGUAGAGGCAACAAUUUCUAAAUUUGGUAAGCUUGACAUAAUGUUUAGUAAUGCUGGUAUAGCAGGUAAGCCAAUUUCAAGCAUCCUAGAUGUAGAUUACGAUGUAAUUAAGAAUGUGUUUGAUGUAAAUGUUGUUGGCUCAUUUUUAUGCGCCAAACAUGCUGCUAGAGUGAUGAUUUCGAAUAAUACAAAAGGUUCCAUUAUAUUCACAGCAAGUGUGGUGGCAACAAAAUAUAGUGAUUCGCUACACACUUAUGCAGCCUCAAAGAAUGCAGUUUUGGGGCUCUCGAAAAACAUUGGAGUCGAAUUAGGAAAAUACGGAAUAAGAGUUAAUUGUAUUUCUCUUUAUGCAAAUUGA